Molecule: messenger RNA, 2139 nt
Organism: Nematolebias whitei (Rio pearlfish)
Lineage: Eukaryota; Metazoa; Chordata; Actinopteri; Cyprinodontiformes; Rivulidae
Gene: ccdc106a
Product: coiled-coil domain containing 106a
Exons: 7
Coding region: 1-1200 (399 amino acids)
Cellular component (GO): nucleoplasm
Source: RefSeq, a predicted model, not a curated record
AUGGAGGACGGUAACAGGAGUGAUGCUGCUUCUACAUCCAAAAGCCAUACAGGCUCUCUUCACCUACAGACUCCAAAAAAUGAGGAUGCCUAUGAAAUAUCCAUCCCCUAUGAGGAAAACAGCUUUGAGCAGCAAGGAUUUUUCAACCAGCCUGAUCAGAAUUUUGAUGAGUCACCCUCAAAUGCUGGCCCACCUCCCGUAAACAACUCGUACAUGGUGAUCACCAACCUGCGGACCCAGCUCCAGAUCUCUCUUGAAAAAAACUCCUGGUUGCAGAAAAGAAUCGAAGACCUGAAAGAGGAGAGGGACUUCCUUCGAUGCCAGCUGGAUCGUUUCAUUUUUUCUACAAAGAGCCAGGGACAAGAGCAAAGUCAGAGUCAGUAUAGUAAUGGGUACGAAUCAAGGCGAUUUACCUGGAGGGCAAGAAGAGAAGAUGACCAUCCUCCAGAACAACAGAAAGCAGACUCACAGCAUUUCCCUUCACGUCAGUUUAUCCAGCGAAGGCCUGGUCCUCCCACUAUAGUGUCUUCCAAAAAUCACGUCUCCAAUCCAAUGAGCACUCAGCUCACAUCUAUAAAUGCGUUGUUCAACUCUACACAAUCCCAGUCCCUUUUGCAAGGCCACGGUCACAGCACUCCCAGUACUACAGCCAGUGGCAGCAAAAGUGGCAGUGUCACAAGAUCACCCCUAAAUGAAAUGAGUGGCCAUAGUGGUCCAGAUUCCCUCUCACUCCUGGGAGAAUCUGAUUACUAUUUGGAGCAGGAUGGCUUCAUUGAAGAGGAAAUUAUAUCAGGGGAAGAUGUCAUGUCAGACACAAUUAACACCAACAGGCACCAGUUGAAGAGAAGGCGGCUUUUCCGAGCUCCAAGAGAGCGGCAGAGAGUAAAAGAUGCUGCUGGAGUGCUGUUUCGUUAUAAGAAGAUCCUGCUUACUUACCAGCGUCUCAAAAAUAUGUCAAAAGCCUUUCAAAUCCAUGGUGUUGACCGCAACACCGUGGCCUCUACCACACCCAUCGCUGAGCUGCUUUUAGUGGCCCCAGAGAAAGUGGCAGAGGUGGGAGAGUUUGACCCAUCAAAGGAAAAACUGUUGGACUACGCCCAGCGCUGCUACGUUGCCCUGGAUGAAGAGACACUCAGCAGAGUGCAGGCGUUAAAGAAGAAUAACCUUCUGCUGCCCAUCUCCUACAGGUUCAGACACUGAGAAAAGAAAAAAAUAUUAAUGGAAAGUCAUUUAGAAUACAGAAAGUGAGAGUAAGACGAGAAGAGAAAAGGCAGUUGGGUUCUGCUGCUGGAGAGAAGAUGAUUCCCAAACUCACUCUGUGACUCAGACUGUUUUCAUUUAUGUUGAACCUUUCACAUCACACUAACACUUUCAACAUGGUUCGUGUGUUUGUUUGACAAGUCUUCACCAAACUGAACAUGUGGGGUGUCAAUUGUACUUGGAAAUAGAAAAAAGUACUGUAGGUUAUUAGAAGGAAAGCAAUGUCACAUCUGUCAUUCUAAAAGAAAUAGGAAUGUGUAUUAUAAAGAAAAUGGAAAGCUUUGAUUUUACCAGUAAACUAGUUCAAGCCAACAUUACAUGUUUUAGAGACAUAACGUUUUUUUAUUUCUGUCCUCAUCUCGAUCAGGUUGAAUCCAGUCACUCAGUCACUACGUUGAAUUCAUUUGGCUUGUGAAACUAAAUAAUAUUUCUGAAAAAGAGUUCCUGAUACACAGAAUUGACCAACUGUCAGCUUUAACAACUUUUAUAUGUUCUACUGUACUGAUAUUGUAUGUUUUAAAGAACUUAUCCCCAUUUUAAUAUGUUAUAUUUGCUUUUUUUAUUACUGGUACACAAUUUUUCUACUUGCCUUAAUGUAGUUUUGUACUUACAUAGUAGAAACAAUCAAAUUCCCUUUUCAUGUCUUUAGCAUUGAAAAAAUUAAAACUUGAAAAAAAAUCAUGCUCAGAUCACUCACAUUAAGAUACGAUUGGUAUUUGUGGCGCGGAUGCACUUUUAGCAGCGACAUGCAUCUGAAUUCAAGAGGCAGUCAUUCAUUUCAACCAGGAAUUCAGUUUAAAAUGACUUUUUGGCCACAAAAAGUUUGGCCAAAUUUAUGCUUUCUGAACAAUUUCAGUCGAUCCACUACAAACUGCUAAA